AAACACAAAAAGGCACUCUGAUGAAGAUGGAAGCAUCUCUUCUUAGCACAGCCAUGCUUUCCAUUGUUGCUAUCGGUUUCCUGGUGUGCUCAUGGGGAGUGCUGAACUGGGUAUGGCUGAGACCGAAGAGACUCGAGAGGUUGCUCCGGCAGCAAGGUUUUUUAGGCACUCCCUAUCGACUCUUAAUCGGAGACAUGAAAGAGAACCACCAGAUGACUAAAAGAGCAGAAUCCAAACCCACCAGCCUUACCGACAAUAUUGCUCCACACGUCAUCCCCUUCAUCCAUCAAACGGUGCAGAAAUACGGGAAGAACUGUUAUACGUGGCUUGGGCCGAGACCGAGGGUGGUAAUAUCGGAGAUGGAGCUUGUGAGAGAUAUUUUUAAUAAGUUCAACGAUUUCCAGAAGCCAAGUACAAAUCCCCUAGUUAGGCUGCUCCUAGUUGGACUCGUAAGCAAAGAGGGGAAAACAUGGGCUAAGCACAGAAGGAUUAUUAACCCAGCAUUCAAUCUUGACCGAUUGAAGGAAUAGUGAUAAUAACAACAAUAAUAAUGAAAAUAAUAUUUCCUU
Messenger RNA from Rubroshorea leprosula, 569 nucleotides. The record is from the annotation of a GenBank genome assembly. Lineage: Eukaryota; Viridiplantae; Streptophyta; Magnoliopsida; Malvales; Dipterocarpaceae.